Pseudomyrmex gracilis is the source of this 1381-nucleotide messenger RNA. RefSeq names its product 3'(2'),5'-bisphosphate nucleotidase 1. Gene Ontology annotation, biological process: phosphatidylinositol phosphate biosynthetic process. The coding region runs from base 78 to 1007 and encodes 309 amino acids. The transcript has 4 exons. Gene Ontology annotation, molecular function: 3'(2'),5'-bisphosphate nucleotidase activity. The record is from RefSeq and is a predicted model, not a curated record. Lineage: Eukaryota; Metazoa; Arthropoda; Insecta; Hymenoptera; Formicidae.
GAUGGAAGGCGCCCGUCAUAAUAUUAUAAAUAUGUUAAUUUACACCAUUUUUUCAUACUGAAAAGAUUUCAUGUAAAAUGGCUCAUCAAAGUGCUGCUCUUUUAACACGUAUAAUAGCUUCUUCCGUAUCUGUUACAGUACAAGCUGGCAAAAUAAUUCGGGAUGUGUUGAGUAGAGGAGGAUUAAACAUUGUGGAAAAGGGUAAAAAUGAUCUACAAACAGAAGCAGAUCGUUGUGCCCAACAAUGUAUUAUAGCUUCACUUAGUCAUCAGUUUCCAAAUAUUAGGAUUAUUGGUGAGGAAGAGCUAUCUUGUUAUGAAGUAUCACCUGAGUGGAUUAUUACUGAAGCUGAUCAAGAAGUCUUGCAGCUGAAACUACCUACUCAAUUAGAAAACAUCAAUCUUAAGGAUAUAUGUGUUUGGGUAGAUCCAUUAGAUGGUACAGCAGAAUUUACACAAGGAUUGGUAGAGCAUGUCACAGUAUUAAUUGGUGUGGCAAUUGGUAAAAGGGCAGUUGGAGGUGUAAUACAUCAACCUUAUUAUAAAAAUGAAACUGGUAUGUAUGUUGAAAAUGGUCGCACAUUAUGGGGUAUUGAUGGUGCAGGAUUUGGAGGAUUUGUGCCAAAAUCACCUCCAGAUGGAAAGAAGAUAAUUACAACUACUCGGUCACAUUCUGACAGUACUGUUCAGAAUGCAAUAAAAUCUCUGAAUCCUGAUGAGGUAAUAUGUGUUGGUGGAGCAGGGUAUAAGGUAAUCCUCUUAUUGGAAGGAAAAGCUCAUGCUUAUGUCUUUGCGAGUUCUGGAUGUAAGAAGUGGGACACUUGUGCUCCUGAAGCUAUUUUACAUGCAAUUGGCGGUAGUUUAACUGAUUUUCAUGGUAAACGCUAUUCAUAUAAUCCAGAAAUAAUAUAUAGAAAUACAAGGGGUGUAUUGGCUACUGCACCCAGUCAGUCACAUCAAUGGUAUUUAAGUCACAUUCCUGAUGAAGUUAAACAAAAAUUACAAUAAAUAAUUGCAGCUUGUGUGCAUAAUAUUACUUUUAUUUAGUUAUCUCUACAAACUUAUUUUUUUAGUGUAUCUGAAAAGAUUUAUACAUAAGAGAACAUUACAUUUCUUUCAUUACAGUUCUUUUUCUAUGCCUCAGGAUUAAACUUUGUAGAAAACAUUUGUAUAACAUUUGUACUAAUAUUUAGUAGUUUUAUAGUAUUUUCAAUCGAUACGAAUUGAAUCGCUCCUAGAUCGUUUAAUGACAUUAUUGGGCAAAUCGAUUCAACUUAUACCGGCCGAAAACACAAAUUAUUUAAAAUUGUCUUAAGUUCGUCGCAAGACGUACGGGCCAUUUGAUUAAAAGCAGAGCCAAUAAAACAGCCUUGUACAAGAUA